AUGGCUCAUCGAAACAGUGAUAAUCCAAAUGUCCAAAUCCGAAAUCGAUCAGAAAGUACAUCGCAUCUUGCUGAUCAAGGUACUGGAUUUUUCCAGUGGGGCCGCGAUCUAGGUGGUACCGAUUCUAAUCAUAAAUUUACCGAACAUGAAAAAGACUUGCUUGCUCAAUACCAAAGCGCCGAUUACUUACCGCCAUAUAGCUGUGCUUAUAAGGAAUGGCUACGUCAACAACCUGCAAGAUUAGAUUGGGAUAAAUGGCUAAUGAUGGGUAUUAUUGGUUUUGUUGUUGGUAUUACAGGAUUUCUAAUGCAUCAAACUAUUGGAGUUAUUGCAGACUUGAAAUGGGAUCGCGCUUAUGAGUACGUCAAGGAAAGAAAUUUUGGAAUGGCAUGGGUCUGGCUUGCGUUGAUUGGUAUUGGAUUCGCUAUUAUUUCCUCUUUAUUGGUUGUUCUAUUUCACUUACCAGCUGGUGGAUCAGGCAUGCCCGAAUUAAUUGGGUUCUUAAAUGGUACUCUUAUUAGAAACGUCUUUGGCAUAAAGACUGCAGUCAUCAAGUUUCUAUCUUGUGUAUGUGCGGUUGGAUCUGGUCUACCGGUUGGACCUGAAGGACCUAUGAUUCAUUUAGGGGCACUUAUUGGAGGAGGCUUAAGCCAAGCCAAAUCUUCAAUCCUUAAUUGUAUUCUACCUAUAUUUGGAAGAUUUCGUAAUCCAGAAGAUGAGCGUAAUUUCAUUAGUGCCGGAGCAGGAGCUGGAGUAUCUGCAGCGUUUGGGGCUCCUGUUGGUGGAUUACUAUUCACUAUGGAAGAAGUAUCGUCUUUUUGGAGCUUAAAGCAUGGCUGGAUGACAUUUUUCUGCUGCAUGACAUCGACAUUUACAACAGAUCUAUUCAACUCAGCUUUUCAAGGUUUUCGAUAUACAGGCGAUUUUGGUGCCUUUAAAUCGAGAAAAUACAUCUUAUUCGAAGUUAAAAAAGAAAUUUCCUUAAACAUCUUGGCUUUCAUACCAUCCUUAAUUAUUGGAAUGAUUGGAGGCCUAUUAGGUGCACUCUUUACCUUUCUAAAUUUAAAGAUCGCUCGAUCUCGCCGUCGCUUAGUUGGACGCUUUAAAUCGACGUGGGUAAAAAACUUGAUUCGAGUUUCCGAAGUUACAUUAAUCAUGACCCUUACUGCAACCAUGUCCAUUCUGUUACCCGGUGGCUUUGGUUGUACUCCAUAUCAAUGUCAGAAUGUUAACACUACUGCUAAUGUCUACCAGGGACCACUAUGCAGACGUGGAGACCAGUAUAAAAUUCAUACCGAAAACGAAGUCGUUGGUUAUACCUGUCCUGUUGGUAUAACGAAGAACGUAAGCUCUCAAGUAUAUUUUACCAAUCAAACCUAUAAUCAAGGCUACUGGGCGUGGAUGGAUCCCGGUGCGUUCGCGUUAGUCGGCGCUGCGUCGUUCUUUGGAGGUGUAUCGAGAUUAACGAUGGCUUUAGCUGUAAUCAUGAUGGAAAUUACCAACGAUAUUCAAUUUCUAUUGUUGGUCAUGGUAGCAAUAUUAAGUGCAAAAGUAUUGGGUGAUUAUAUCACUCAUCCGCUGUAUCACGCUCUUCUUGAAAUGAAAUGUAUUCCGUUUUUAGACAACGAAUUAUCCUUACACGAUGAACACCAUAACAUACUAAACCUAGAAUUUUAUACUGCUGGCGAUGUUAUGACCAAAAAGCCUAAGUGUGUAUAUGAGCGCGAAUCCGUAGCAAAACUGGCAAGAUUGCUCCAAGAAACUAAGCAUGGCGGUUUUCCUGUCAUUAGGAAAGACGCCGUUAGUGGCCGAGAUGUAUUUGUUGGAAUGAUGUCGAGAGAUGAGUUAGAGGUAUUGUUGGCGGUUGGAGAUUCCGUGUUUGAAGAUCAAUUUGGAAAUAAUGCUCACGAGAUUGGCAUUCUGCGUUAUAAUAUGAUUCCGUAUAUCAACCGAUCUGUUACCAGUAUUCAGAUGUCAUUCUCUCUACGUAGAACUUAUAUUCUCUUCCGCACGAUGGGAAUGAGGCAUUUACCUAUAGUCGAUGAAGUUAACAGAGUUGUCGGUAUUUUAACCCGUAAGGAUCUAAUGGGAUUUAGUAUUGAAGAGCAUAUCCAUGGCGAUGACUAUGGUCAUGACCAUAUGCGUACCCCAACUGGUAAAAGAAGCGGAGAUUUGGAACUGAAUGAAUUUCAUCGUCGCGCUUAA
Trichoplax adhaerens is the source of this 2205-nucleotide messenger RNA. RefSeq lists its product as uncharacterized. Gene Ontology annotation, biological process: transmembrane transport; chloride transport. NCBI's taxonomy places the organism in Eukaryota, Metazoa, Placozoa, Uniplacotomia, Trichoplacea, Trichoplacidae. Bases 1 to 2205 code for a protein of 734 amino acids. Gene Ontology annotation, cellular component: intracellular membrane-bounded organelle; membrane. The record is from RefSeq and is a predicted model, not a curated record. Gene Ontology annotation, molecular function: voltage-gated chloride channel activity. The transcript has 19 exons.